GAUCAAAGCAAGAACAGCCGCUCCUUUUCUAUCAACGGCUUGGAUUGAGUCUCUCCCUAAAACCCUCGUCGCCGCCGCCGCCGCCGCCGCCUUGGUUAGUUCCACUUCCACGCCGGCGCGCCGCUUCUUCUCCCGUCGUCGCCGGCGCCGAGACGAUCCGCCGGCGAUGGCUCUGGCUCGCCUCGGGCACGCUGUCACCGGACGCCUCCGCCGCCCUCUCCACCUCCUCCAUCCUCCUCCGCCGCCGCUUACGGAUCACCAUGCCUCGGUUGCCCACUCGUUCGCGCUGAUCCACGCGAAUACACGCGCAAGAGGUUUUGCAAGCUCGCCGUACAAUGCCGGUGGCGUGAUUGGUUACAGGGGGCGGUCGCCUGUCUAUACUGUGAAGGUUCUGGAGCUACUAUUCCAAAUAAAUCAUACAAGAUCAAUGUCGACAGCAGCACAGGCAGAGCCGCCAUCAUUAUCGAAGGCACCGACACCGUCGCAAACAUCAUCGAAGGUGCCACUUGGUGCCCGCAAGGUCGGUAUGAAGGUUGUCAUGAUGAGCCCUGGUUUUGUAUAUGAGCCAUACAGCAUUCGGGAACCAAUCCCCUUCUGGAAAAGAUGGUUUACACCAAGUGGCUGGAGAAGAACAAAGGAGGACGUUAUUCUGGAGAUGAAGAAUGCAUAUGCUGUGUCAAGAUUGAGAAAGAAAACAGGCUAUACCAAAAAGGAAUUCUAUGAUCAAGCAUUCAAGAUAUACAAGGAGGUUAACACACUGAUGGCACAUGGAGACACAUCAUCUCUCCGUAAAAUAUUGACAGAGAGAAUGCAUUCGACUAUAAAAAAUGAACUGAAGAAAAGACAAUCCAUGUGGAGUUCUGUUCACUGGGAAUUGGUGGAGCCUGCUGUGUGCAUAAGAACUUUGAGGGCUCGCAUGAUUGGACUCGAUAAAAAUGACCUUGACAAAGCUUUCAUACAGCUUACGCUUGAAUUCGUCACUAAACAGAAAUUUGAAGCCUAUAAUACAAAAGGUGAGGUCGUGUCUGGAGAUAAGUCAAAAGAGGUGCUUGUGAAAGAUAUAUGGGUGUUUGAAAGAUCCCUUUUUCACCCUGGAGCAUACUGGCGUGUAUGUGGAAGAAUUACAUUGUAAAAAUCUCUUGGCAAGCACAUACCAAGCUGAACAGUGGCUUUUGUUAUGCACAGUGGUCUCAAUAAUUCUUUUGCCCUACCAUCCUGUAUUCCUCCUGUCUAACAAUGUCUAACAAGAUCUCCAGGCACCUAUAUACAUGAUGGUAGUUUAUUUAUCAGCAGAGGAAAUAGGCACUCUUUUCUCUACACUUUUGUUAGGGAGGUAGCUGGGCAUGUUCCCCUUCAGAAUGGCUCUUUUUUUUUUUUCACUGUCAUCAGAUUGCUGUCCUACAACAAUACUCAUACCUGAUACGAAGUGAUCAUGUGACGCCUUCGCAAGGAAAAGCUUGAAAUGUUUUGCCAGUUUCUACCUUUAUCCUUUUUGCUAGUUACAAUGUUUAACGCUGUGAACUGAUGCUGAUGGUGUGACAAGUAGUGGUACUUGUCUUAGGCUCAUUAAAUGAAUCCUACAGACACUUUGAUAUUA
Oryza sativa Japonica Group (Japanese rice) is the source of this 1597-nucleotide messenger RNA. RefSeq lists its product as uncharacterized. The record is from RefSeq and is a predicted model, not a curated record. Gene Ontology annotation, cellular component: mitochondrion. NCBI's taxonomy places the organism in Eukaryota, Viridiplantae, Streptophyta, Magnoliopsida, Poales, Poaceae.